CAUUGAUCCCUGCGCAGGCUUUUGCCUCUCCCACCACCUCUUCCCUGGGGGUCAGUGGAGGGGGUGUGUGUGACAGUACCUGGGCCUGAUCUCUCCUGCGGUAUCGGCUCAUGCACCCAUCCUUCCCCUCCCCCAACUCGGGGCAUUGACUGGAGCAGCCUCCCCAGUACCCUGGCUUGUACGUCAUAGGGAAUGAGCCCCCAAGAAGCGGGGAUUUUCGGGGCCUGAGGUGGGAUGUCGUCCGAGCGCCCGAGCAGAGGAAAUGAGUGAAGCUGAACCCGAUUUAAAAUGAAAUACACUCUUUAUUAGGACAGAAGUCCUUUUGUGUAUGUGUUGGGAAUGGUGAUUUCCAAAUUAAAUUGCUGAGUCUAACAAAUAUCAGUAAUAUUUACUCAGCAUUUUAAGGUUUACAGGGAGUGGGGGAAUAGACUAUUGAUAUUCAACCAGCAUGCCUUGGACUUUAUUGUGGGAAGACAUUGCUAUAUAAAAAUGGUUCAACCGAGAUAUAUGGAGAAUGUGGGGUAUGCCCAAGAGGACAGAGAACAAAUACUCAGAAGUAUUGUCAGCCAUGUACAGAGUCCCCAGAACUUUAUGACUGGCUCUACCUUGGCUUUAUGGCCCUGCUUCCUCUUGUUCUCCAUUGGUUCUUCAUUGAGUGGUACUCAGGCAAAAAGAGCUCCAGUGCAUUAUUUCAGCAUGUAACCGCCUUAUUUGAAUGCAGUGUGGCAGCUAUUGUUACAUUACUUGUGAGUGAUCCAGUUGGUGUUUUGCAAAUUCGUUCUUGUCGAGUAUUGAUGCUUUCUGACUGGUAUACAAUGCUAUACAAUCCAAGUCCUGAUUAUAUUACUACAAUACACUGUACUCAUGAAGCUGUCUACCCACUAUAUACCAUUGUCUUUAUCUAUUAUGCCUUCUGCUUGGUAUUAAUGAUGCUGCUUCGACCACUUCUGGUAAAGAAGAUUGCCUGUGGCUUAGGGAAGUCUGAUCGAUUUAAAAGUAUUUAUGCAGCACUUUACUUCUUCCCAAUUUUAACUGUCAUUCAGGCAGUUGGAGGAGGCCUUCUAUAUUAUGCCUUUCCAUAUAUUGUAUUAGUGUUGUCCUUGGUUACCCUGGCUGUAUACAUGUCUGCUUCAGAAAUAGAGUCCUUCAAAGAUCUUCUUCUCAGAAAGAAAAGGCUAAUUAUUCUCUUCAGCCACUGGUUACUUCAUGCCUAUGGAAUAAUCUCCAUCUCCAGAGUAGAUAAACUAGAGCAAGACUUGCCCCUCUUGGCUUUGGUGCCGGCCCCUGCACUUUUUUACAUCCUUACAGCACGGUAUACUGAGCCUUCGCGGAUACUUUCAGAAGGAGCCAAUGGACAUUAAGUACAAUGGAACAUGUGCCAACAAACCCAGGAAGCAUUCCCGAUUACAACCACCUGGGGAAUCAAAUGUAAACGUGUGAACGUGCUGCUUUGUCAUGCCAUGGUCUGCCAGAGCUGAUGCCGCCAGAUUGCCAGCAAACCUUGUGGACUAGACUUCUAAAGUACCAAGCAAGCAUAUAAGUAAUAUUUGGAAGAAUUACACUAACAUCCCUUGAUAAAGCGUCAUAUUGUACUGCUGCUUCAGUUAUACUGCAAAAGGCAAAAUUGGUUAUUUCUAGCUUAUUUUUGCUAUGAUGCAGAAUUGGCAUUCUACUCUUAGAAUGGUGUGUUUGCUACAAAUGAAUGUGUAAAUAAAUGUAAGUUGACAAUGGUGAAGUUAUAUAAAACAUAAAAACAAAAUGUGGUGGUUUUUUUAGGAAUCUUAUUUAUUUUCACCUAUACAAUAUUUUGACAAAGAAUAAAACAGUAAUAUGCAACAGGUUUUCUGUUUAGAUGGUUUUAUUGAAGAGAUGUUGGAAUUAUUGUUCCUUUAAAAAAAAAGAAAGAAUUUAAUGAAAAUUUAAAAUUAAAAAUUCUGAAAUUUUGUGUCAUUUUAACUACAUUGUCAUUAAGGAUUUUCUUGCCUGGCUAAUUCUGAAAAUAAUUUUAAAACGCUAAACUCUAAAUAGUGGUAAUACCAUCUUUCCACAUUUUAUUGUUUUAAAUCAUUUUAGUCAUUCUAAGUAAAUGGACUAAUAUUUACUUUAGUACUUCCUUUCUUGCAUAUCCAAGCUUUGAGAAGAAAAAUAUAGAAUUUUUUUUCUUACAGUUCUCCUCCUGGUAGACGUGAGGACGGCAGUUAAGAUUAAUGAUGAUAACCUCAAAGUCUAGAGUCUAUUAAAAAAUUCCAAAACCUUUAUUAGAUAUUGCAGAGGUUCUUAAUCUUGGGUUCAUAGACCCCAAAGAGAUCAUCAGCAGAUUUCAAAGGGAUCCAUAAAUUUGGAUGGCAAAAUAAAACCAGAUCUUUAUUUAUAUUAACCAUUCUUUUCCUUUCUAAUCCUAUCUUUUUUAAGCAUUUUAAAACAUUCUGAGAAAGGGUCCAUAGGCUUCCCCAGAUUGUGUCUAUGACACAAGAAAUGGACAAGAAGAGAUUUAGAGGGUCCUUUUUUCUGCUGUUUUAAGGAAAAGUGUAGACCUCACUGGAAUUUCAUAAAUAAUAGCAAUGCAUUGAAAAGCACUAAAAAUAGUGCUUUGUUAGCUUUGUUAAUGCAAUUUGAAUUCAUGGUAGUGGUAUUCACUACUAGGUGAUUUGGUUCUGUUUUGUUUUUUAAGAUCAAAAUGAGGCAAGAUGACCCAACUGGAACAUAUUUUCUUUGUUCCUUUUUUUUGUAAAUAUGCUUUCUAAUCUAAAAAACUGUUUCUGAUACAAGUCUGGAUUAGUCACCAAUGACAAAUUAUUAGCUUGAACACAUCACUCAUAACAAUUUCAGAUAUUUUCCCAUUAUACUUAAGAAGUUAUCUGUAUCUUUUAGAUUUUUUUUUUGUCCAGAGACUGGUGAUAUGUAUGUAUAGCCUUAUAAUGACUGAUAGAUGGGAAAAUAUCAAGGCUAGCUACCAGGACCACAUUUUCUGCAAGGAUCUACUAUUGCAAGUAAAUCAACAAUGAAUUACCAUCUUUUAUUUUUUCCCUUCUUCUCUCUCCCCCUCCCUCCUCCCCAACCCCCUUUACAGUUAAAUAUAAAUGAAAGAAAAUUAUAUAUAAGUAAGUAUGGUAACCAUCAAAUAAUUUUGGAAUAGUUGAUUCACAACGUAUUUCAAAGUUACUUUCCUAAGUAAUAACAUGACCAAGAGAAGGUAAAAAUUUACCUGAAUGUUGUUGGCACUACUGAACAACUGUUGAACUUUGUUCUUUCCUUAUUAAGGCUAUUUUGUAAAGUGGUGAUCUGUUGGUUUGUUUUUUGAAAAAUAAGUUUUGAUCUAUACCCUUCCACAGCAUUUCAUAGGAUCAUAAGAUGGAGAGCUAACAAUUACUCCAACCUCAUCAUUUUACAGAUGAGAAAAUUGAGCCCAGAGUGAUUUGAUCCAAGUCACAGAUAGUAAUCAAUAGAAUGGAUAUUCAUUCUGGAGUCUUCUAACUUCUGAUUUAGUAUUUCACUUCACUUAAGCUUCAUCUUUUAUAACUAUAGUAUGUAAUAUAUUGCUAAUUAGUUUAAAGAUGCAAAGAGGCCUAAAAGUUCUUACUUUAUUGAUAUAUUUGGGUCAUAUGAGAAUUCGACCAAUCCUGAAUAGAUAAUUGUCUACAUUGUUUAUAUUUCUUACUAGUUCAAACAACCACCACUAUCCCUCCCUCCCCACACACACACUCAUAAAAGUUUAGUGGGAAAUUUUAGUGUGGAAAUUUCUAGAAAUGUAAAACCUGCUUUGAUUAUAAUGAAUAUUUUUAAUUUUCUAAAACCUAAUCAUAAAAAUUCAGAGAAUGGGCAAUGUCAAGUUAUCUUGCCAGUAAGUUCACUGUAUUAAGUUAAUUCUGUGAAAUUAUUUGAUCUUUAUUUUAAAGUAACUCAGUGGCCAAAAAAAUUACUUGUUUAGCUCAGCUAUUAUGGAGUAAUUUAAUACUAAUCAGAUAUCUUACCUGCAUCUUUCCAGUUGUAGUAAAAAGUGCAAUGGAUCUUUAAGCAGUCUUACUACCUUUAAAUGUAAUAAUUGUGUUACUAUAUAUUUUUAAUUAAAACUGUACAUUGUGCUCUUUGGUCUUA
Molecule: messenger RNA, 4095 nt
Organism: Dromiciops gliroides (monito del monte)
Lineage: Eukaryota; Metazoa; Chordata; Mammalia; Microbiotheria; Microbiotheriidae
Gene: JKAMP
Product: JNK1/MAPK8 associated membrane protein
Exons: 7
Coding region: 615-1361 (248 amino acids)
Biological process (GO): response to unfolded protein
Cellular component (GO): membrane
Molecular function (GO): ubiquitin protein ligase binding
Source: RefSeq, a predicted model, not a curated record